CAUCGGUGGCGGUGGUGGUGGUGGUCGCGGGGCGCUCGCACGGUGUACAUCCGAAAUAACGGCCACGGCGGUGUCAUCGGCGGCGUCGCGGUGGUGAUCGGCAACGACACCGCGGCCGGGCCCACGUCACCGCUGCUGCAGACGGCCACGCCGCCGACGCCGCCGCUCCUCGUCAGCCAACCAAACGUCACCGGUGGCGUCGGCGGCGGUGGUGGUGUCGUGGUUGUCGGCGGCGGUGGCGAGGGCUCGUUCGACGGCGGCUACUGGUGGUGGGCCCUGCUGGCCGUGUUCCUGGUGCUGGCCACGGCCGCCGGAAACAUACUCGUGUGUCUGGCCAUCACGUGGGAGCGUCGGCUGCAGAACGUCACAAACUACUUCCUCAUGUCACUGGCCGUCACUGAUCUCAUGGUCGCCGUCCUUGUCAUGCCCGUGGGCAUACUCAUUCUCGUCAAAGGAGAGUUUCCGUUCGCCCCCGUGUACUGUCUGGCGUGGAUAUGUCUGGACGUAUUGUUCUGCACCGCAAGUAUAAUGCACUUGUGCACGAUCAGCGUGGACCGGUACUUGAGCCUGAGGUAUCCGAUGAAAUUUGGCCGGAACAAGACGCGGCGAAGGGUGAUAUUGAAGAUCGUGUUCGUGUGGUUGCUGUCGAUUGCUAUGAGUUUGCCGCUGAGCCUCAUGUACUCAAAAGACUUCAACUCGGUGCUAGUAAAUGGUUCUUGUCAGAUACCCGAUCCAUUGUACAAACUGAUUGGAUCGAUUGUGAGUUUUUACAUUCCACUAGGCGUCAUGAUACUCACGUACACCCUGACCGUCCGACACUUGGCUGCGAAGAGGCAAAAUCUGCAGACGGGCUUCACGCACAAUUCGAAUCAAAACAAUACGAGGAGAAGCUGGCGGCGUAUGUUGCGCCGAAACUACCGGAGGACCCGGUCAGACGAGACGGACAUCCGGUCGGCCACCGGUGACGAGUUGACCGGCGUGAUGGCGUCGUCGGUGAGCGGUGGUGGCGGUCGGAAGCAAAAGGGUCACGGCGAUUCGGCGGUCGGCGCGGGCACAACGAGACCCGGCGGCAGCAACGGUGCGCUGGCGUCGGGUUCGCGGUGCACGGCCACGGCAGAAGACGAUAGCAGGGCCGCCGACAGCGUGGACGACAGCCCGCGGUCCGGUCACCACCACCGUCACAACAACCGCGAUCACCACCACCGGCCGACGACGCCAGGCGCCAGUUGUCGGGGCACUCCGCGGCCAUUCCGGCACAACCCGUCGGUCGGGUCCACCGACACGGAAAUGACGUCACUGGACGCCCGCGAGCUGUGGCUACCCGACACCGAGCCCACGCCGUCCACCAUGUCUGCACUGCACCAGUUCGGUGCCGAAAUGCUGCGGCUGUCCCGGGGCCUGGAGAAGGUGGCCUCGCCUGAGUCCAAGCCGGCAUCCCCCGACAUGUCCAGAUUGUCGGACAACGGAGGUGUCCUGGACGACGACGACUAUGGUUUAUGUAACGUUGACGACAUGGACGACGAAGAAGACGAUUAUGAAGAAGAAGAAGAAGAAGAAGAAGUAGAAGAAGUAGAAGUAGAAAGAGGAGGUGCUUGCGAUUCAAUGUGCUCAGAAGACGCAUCCACUUGCACCGGGACGCCACGGUGUAGGCGGGCCAAGCGGCAGCGACGACGACGGCGGCGACGGUCGGGCACGUUGCACGAGUCGAUGCGCCGGCGCUUCGACGGUCCCAAUCGCCAUCGCCAUCUGCACCAUCACCACCACACACACCCAUACCACCACCAUUCGCACCAUGAACAGCAGCACCACCACCACCACCACCAGGGCCGACCCGCUCGAGUCCGGAGCUUUCACGAGGACGAACUGACCAGGAACCGCACCGGGCCCACCUCAUCAGACGUCACUGGGACGACAGCUGUGGACAGUGGGCCAAAAAUCGUAGGGACGCUGCUCAAACAGGAAUACCAACGAAAACCAGGUCUAGACGAAGAGAUCUGUCUGCUGCCACCGCCGCCUCGUCGACGGCAGCGGCGUGGACGUUCUGCGUCCGCGAACGGUGGUGGUUCUGGCACCCAAAAUGUGACAGCGGCAUCAGUGACGUCACCGUCCUCGUCGCCGGUCUUGGCGGCACAACCAGCACAGACGACGCCGCUACCUCAAAGACAUCCACAGCAGCAGCAGCAGCAACAACAGAAGACGGCCACGCGUGUCGACACACUGACCGUGUGGUCGGCUGCGUCUAACGCGUCCAAGACGACGACGUUAGCGGUGGCCGCGGGAGUCGGCCAACCGUUGCGCCGGGCCAUGACGCAAAAGCCGAUACGCAAGCAGACGCCGACCGCGAACACGACAUCAGCCACUGGAAAACGUCACUCGCCACUGGUCCGGUAUGGGUCCACGCUGGGCCUGCCGUCGCGACAGCAGCAGCAAACGUCGCCACAGCGGUCGAACAACGCGAGCCGGUCAAGCGUCAUGAUCCGCAACUCGUACCGUCACGGCCGCAUCAUUCGGCUAGAGCAGAAGGCCACCAAGGUUUUGGGCGUCGUGUUCUUCACGUUCGUGUUCCUCUGGACACCGUUCUUCGCGCUCAACCUGCUGCCGUCCGUGUGCCCGAACUGCGAGGCCGACAUCAGCAAGGGCCUCAUCGACCUGGUCACGUGGCUGGGCUACGCCAGUUCCAUGGUCAACCCGGUGUUCUACACCAUAUUCAACAAGGUGUUCCGGCAGGCGUUCAAGCGGGUGCUUAUGUGCAAGUACCGCAGCCGCAGCAAGCGGCAUUCGUGGCCACCUCCACCACCCGCCAGGAAGGUCUGAACUUAGGUCCUGAAUUCCCACCAUGCACACACACACACAUCUCACUACCUGCCUUGUUCCCAGUUACCGGCGGUCACCACAGUCAUGGUAUCCCGCGGUACCAUCAAAAUCUCUCAAGCCAAGAUCACAGCUGGCUCAUCUGCCGUGUCGUGUGCCUUAUAUUGUAUUUUAAUCGGCCGUUGUAAUCAUGAUAAUAUUGUCAUAUCGGUAUCAUUAAUCUACCAUGAUAAACCAGCAUAUUUCAAUAGUUGAGCCGACCUCAACUUUGGACCUGACACGACAGUUUACAUGCUGUGAACAAUUCAUUCGUGAAUACAAGCAUAGACUAUAGAGUAUAGAGACACACUGUUAAAUAUAUUUAAACUGUUGAAUAUUAUGACUUCAACUGGAAGGUUUUAAAAAUAAAUAAACAUUCAAGAAUUGCGAAGGGCGGAGAUUCACAGCUAUCAACAAUAUACUCUGUUCAGAAUGAGAUCAUACCUCGGCAGCGACAAAUGUUCGUUCCACGACGGUCAGACGCCGUCCCCGCACUAUGGCAGCGCGUAGAGUUAUGUCGUUUAACCAAGGGUCAUGUCCAUGCCCAUGGGCACAAGUAUGCCGCCGAGAUAAGAUUCUGAACAGAGUAUAUUUUUCCAAAAAAUGUUAAGACAAGUUAAGUAGUGCAAAAAAAAUCAGAAUUGCUCUUCAAUCACCAUGGGCAUCUCAUUGACUUAUUGGAUAUUACUAUAAUAUUUAAAUAUGGAUUAUUCAAUUAAUGUUUGUUUCGAACUAUAUCUAAUCUAAAAACUAUCUCAAAUAAAUUGAAUUAAAAACAUUUUUCGAAAAAACAGCAAGUACGAAUAUUUCAAACCAUACAUUGAAAAUAGUCAAUCAUUUUUAUUUCAUAAUAAAUCGAGUGUUUUAAAAAUCACUUUGCAAUAACACGUCUAGGUACUCGCGUAAAGAAACGUCCAAAAAAACCAUAUUCGUAAUAUAUUACUUCAUUCUUCUAUACAAUACGCGGUCGAAUUUCUCGUAAAAUGUCAUAAUGACAUAUUAAUAGGUAUAAUCGACAAAUUUAACUUCCCUCUAGCAAAUAAAUACGCAAAACUACUAAACAAUUUAGUGAAAUCCGUGUUUUUUGUAUCUAUUAUUAUUAUAAUAGACGUCGUACCUUAAUUAUUAAAAUGUGAGAAUGUAUAAAUUUAAUAUAUUUUUCACUAUUCGUGACGUGUCAAAAACCGUUGCACAGUAUUUCAAUCGAGUUUACCUUUUAAGGCGAUUUAAGGUCACCGAAUUUAUUUACAUGUUAAUAAAAUGAACACAAUUUCUAUGCACCUAAUAUCCAAAAGUAAGCUAGUUUAAUUAUUUAAACAGUUAAUUUCAUUUUAACUUACCUAAUUAGUUGCAACUUAGGAACUUAACUAGAUUAACAGACUAUUGAAAUAACUUAGCUUUUUCAGUUGAUUUGAAAAUAAUCCAUCAAAUCAAUAUUUAAUUUAAACAAAAUUUGAAAUGUAAGGUUUUGUACAUUAAUUAGAAAAUAGUGUUUGUCUGUAUACACGGUUUAAAAUAAAAUAAUCUAAUACUAUAAUAGUUAUGGUUAGUAAUAAUUAUAAAUCUUUCUGUUAUGUUUCUUGAUAAAAUAACAUUAGGUAUAUAAUAUAUAGAUAGGGACAAAGUAAGUACUAUUUUUGUGAUCAGUGCACUAAAUAAAAAGUAGAUUUAUUUUUUUAUUUUUUUCCUUAUUAAGUUUGAACUCAGCAAGUUAAUUUUAUUAUUUGUCAAUCAUUAACUUCUAACUAUCUCGUUGUCACUGAUGUUAACUUAACUCAGGUUAAUUAUUUUAACUAACUCUCCUACCUAUGGCUAUAUUAAACUCGUUGAUACAAGUGGUUGUCUAUAGUUUAAUGAAUUUUCACACCAUCUGUCGCUUCGAUCGUAUCCUACUCCUGCCUUCAAUAUAAUAUUAAAUAUUAUUAUUGAUUGCUGUACGAGCAAAAAAUAUGUUCGAUGUCCCUUUCAAACAGAUCAGUUUUUUAAAUAUACAAACGAUUUUCAUUUUUAAUUCUUAUUUAUUGCUGCAGCGACCGUUAUCGCUUUAGAGUACAGUGUUGUUGUUGUUGUUUUCGUUGUUGUUCGUUUUGAAAUACGGACCGGCUUUGCGGCGGUUCAUGGGCGGGCGUGACGAGGGUACUCGAGACAAACGAUAAAACAUAUCAAUCUCUUUUCCACAAUACAGCAGGCCGAUGUUUGUUUGCAGCGAAUAAACCGUUUUAGAAUAUUCGAGUAUUCUUUUGGUGGGGUAAUAAUAAUGUAGUCUGUGUAAAAAAAAACACAAAAAAAUCAUUCCGUUCCGUAAUAUAUUGCAGUCCUCGCGCGUGUACAGUAAUUAAUCGCGUUUGAAAUGAUUUAUUGCCGAGAAAAUGUUUAUCCGACACUUGCGAGAGAGUGGAUUUAAAAAGAAAAUUAAUUCGAGACUAGAGCGCAGACAUAUAAUAAUGUUAUUAUGACGGGCGCUGCAGUAUCCUGCAGACACCGCGAUGCAAUAACGCGGUGAUCGUUCGGUACGGUUUUUAAUAAUAAUAUUACUGUCGUAUUACCUGUGGAUUUUUAUUAUUUCCUCUCACCCCUCAUCACUACCAUUUCCACGACAGCACUGUAAUUUCACCAUGACCGUUUUCACACCAGCUGUCUGUUUUUCUCGACUCUUUACGUCAUGCAUGAUGCAUACUAAUGCACUUUUCGAUGACGCCGCGCCGGUGUUAUUAGUCCAAUCGUGUGGACCAUGUACGGUUUUAUGCACUGUUAGGUCCUAUCAUUAUUAUAAUAUAUUAUUUAAUAAAAUAUUCCAUAUAGCACAGUGCUUAACAAUUGAAAUAGAAAAUAUUGAACAUCUAAAAUUCUUAACUAGGUACUAUGACUGGGUUAUUAUAGUUAUUAGUCAUGAAUGGAAUAUCAGUAUUUUUCAAACAGGAUUUUCGUGUGAUCUGAUCGCAGAUUGAACUAUACGUUUAUACGUAUUUGACCCUCAUGUUUGUUAAACAAAGGUUGUUGUAUAAAUACAACAAUGUAUUUAUUUUACCAUAAUACUCAUACUUUUCGAAUUGAUAUAAUAACCAAGUUUGACUCGGGGUUAUAUGCCAAAAAAUUUGAAUGUUUACCAGUACAAUCAUCCCCUUAUACCACAAUUCUAAUACACCGUUAAGUUGUAUACUCAUUCUUAAUAUUCAGUCAUAAUAAGAACUUAUAAAUUUCCUAUCCAAGAACAGUUUUCAAUGUAAAUUUGGUACAUAUCGUACAUAAUAAAAAAAAAACCAUACGAUUUGACAAUUCAUUAGGUACCUAGUGGCUAGUUCCGUUAUCUGUGCGAUGAGUAUAAACAUCACAAAAACUAAAAUAGUAAUAAAUGUGUAAACGAAAUCUAUUGCUCGGAAAAUAUUAAAUUAAACAAGGACUUUUAUGGAAACUAUUGAACAAUAUGCAGUUACAUACACAAGAAUUUUCAAAUAAGAUUAUAAGAAAAGGGCACAGACAAAACAAUUGUUACCUAACUAAUUAUCAUUAUAAAUGAUACGUUUGGAACGUAAUUAAAUGUCACUAUAAUUAUUUUAACUAUACCUAUAAUUUCGUUCAUGCCGUCCCUUUGUUUCUAACUUCUCAGUUUCUUCAGAAUCGUAAAAUUAUAACAUACCUAUAAUAUUAUACGGCUAGCCUGUGUUUGUGUGUGUGUGUGUGUGUGUGUGUGUGUGUGUGUGUGUGUGUGUGUGUGUGUGUGUGUGUGUGUGUGUGUGUGUGUGUGUGUGUGUUUUACGUUUACAAGUUUGCACAACCCUGAUUUAAAAACCAUUACCUUUCAAAUCAACGGUAUUACACGAAUAUUAUUUUGUAAAAAUAUGGACGACUUUUCGACCGAUUAAGUAAACCGGUAUAUUAACCAAAAUCGUACGAAAACGCGACAGCAUAAAAAUGUCCACGUCAUUAUAAUAAUACAAUUUAUUAAUAUGAUCUCUUCCAUGUAAAAUCUCAUUGAGACUAGUGACGAUAGCGUUACGUUGUCGACAUACGUACCUAUAUAUGAUAUCGGUAAGUAGGCAGGUGGGGUAGAUGCACACACGAAGCGAUGGGAAUAUGUAGGUAUAAAUAUAAUAUGAUAUAAUAUAAUAUAUAUGUAUAUUAAAAGUACGCCCAUAAGAUAAAUAACCCGAAGAAGGCGGAACUUCCGUGCCGCCGUCCGGAAAACCUAACCUUUAACUACAGAAGCGGUCUGCCGACGACAGACCCUUAUUGUGAUUUUUUUCCUUCCGGGACAACAUUGAGUCUUAUCGUCCGUACGAGUAAAAUGCGGUCCUGUCCCGUGUGGGUUGCAGCGUGUAACUUCCGCGUGAAAAUGACAAUAAUAUUUUCCAUUUCCGGUCCGUCAUCGUCGUCAGAUAGUCGCAAUAUUGUCGAAAAGUCGUACUCAUACAAUAUAUUCAUACGUGUAUAAUGGAGCAAGAUGAUAAAUAUCCAUAAACAAUUUACAAAACAAAUAUAUAAAAUCACAAAUUGUUUUUUAUUAUUGUUGUUAUAUAUUAUAUAUUGCUAUU
Acyrthosiphon pisum (pea aphid) is the source of this 7382-nucleotide messenger RNA. It is a transcript of the gene 5-HT2B, whose product is annotated as 5-hydroxytryptamine receptor 2B. Gene Ontology annotation, cellular component: plasma membrane. Gene Ontology annotation, biological process: G protein-coupled receptor signaling pathway. The transcript is spliced from 5 exons. Lineage: Eukaryota; Metazoa; Arthropoda; Insecta; Hemiptera; Aphididae. The annotation marks the transcript as partial. Gene Ontology annotation, molecular function: G protein-coupled receptor activity. The record is from RefSeq and is a predicted model, not a curated record.